This is a messenger RNA of Papaver somniferum (opium poppy), 2732 nucleotides long. Its product is annotated as PHD finger protein At1g33420-like. Bases 362 to 2437 code for a protein of 691 amino acids. The transcript is spliced from 4 exons. NCBI's taxonomy places the organism in Eukaryota, Viridiplantae, Streptophyta, Magnoliopsida, Ranunculales, Papaveraceae. The record is from RefSeq and is a predicted model, not a curated record.
UUUAUUUUGUUGAGAGACGUGAGAGAAGGAAACAAAGAAAAGGGUAAAAAGAAAAAGAAGGGAACCCUAAUUAUUAGGGCAACAAAACAUCUUUCUUCUAGAACCUCAACCACAACCACCGCCUCCUUCGUUUUCCUUUUCUAAAUCUGAAACCCUAAAAUUAUAGAAAUCCUAUCCCCUCUACAACCAUCAAAAUCUGUAUCUGUUUUUUCAAAAUAAGUUUUGUAUCAUAAGCUAUUUUGUGUAUAAGAUUUUAACGAUUUUUUUCCGGUCACCGGCAGAUCUAGAUCCGAACCACAGUUUUUUUCUUCUUCUGUGAUUUCUGAGUUGUUUUUUUUAAAGCUUGAUUUUCUUCAUCAUCAUGGUUGUUAAUGGAAGACCUAUUAAAAGGAUGAAGAGAAGAGUUACUGCAGAUCUAAAAGAUUUCUUGACUUUUCCGUCAGCUUCCGAUGAGUUUUCCGGUGACUUCGACGGUCCAUUCCGAUCUAAUAUCCUUUCGUUUUUAAAAAACUAUGCUCAAAUUUCUCCACCAGUUUGUCUAUUCCCACACUUACUGGUUUGGCAGAUUACCUUUCGAAUCGGUAACUUGAAAGAAGAUCCAGAUUCAAUACCUGCUGUUGUAACCUUAGAUGUUGUUGAAGAAGAUGUUCCUAAAUCCAGAUCUGUCUAUUGCGAUAAUUGCAAAGUUGUUGGUUGGAGUGGACAUCCAGUAUGUGCAAAGCGCUACCAUUUCAUAAUUAGGUCAGGACUAUACAGUUCAACCGAUGGGUACAGUAAACCAUGUGCCAGCUGUGGUGAUAUACUGCAACUUCCCGAUUCUAGGUGCAAGUCAUGUAAUUAUGUGAUGACUAAAGAUGAACUGGAAGACUGGGUUUAUCUUCAGUUGGGAACAACAACGCAUCUCUUGCAUGGUGUUGUGCAUUCAAAUGGUUUUGGUCACCUUCUUAGAGUUAAUGGUAAGGAAGGAGGAUCAAAGCUACUCUCUGGAUGUGAUAUAAUGAAUUUCUGGGACCGAUUAUGUACAACACUCAGAGUCAGGAAGAUCAGUGUAAUGGAUGUCUCAAGAAAGUACGGUUUGGAGUAUCGUCUGCUUCAUGCUAUUACCAAUGGGCAUCCUUGGUAUGGUGGAUGGGGUUAUGAGUUUGGUGCUGGAAGCUUUGCACUCACAGCUGAUACUUAUAAAAAAUCAGUAGAGAACCUGUCCAAGAUACCCCUUUCCCUAUAUUACUCCGAAUCGCGCAAGCCUAGAACCCGACUGCAUAGUGUCGUAUCUUUUUACCAAUCAUUGUCAGAGACUCAACUGUUAACUCUGAGCGACUUGUUUUGCUUUUUGUUGAGGCUGAUCCGAAAUGCUGACCAGCAGUCACCAGCCGAUACUGACAAGAAACCUAGGAAUUCUUCCUCAUGGACCAAAGAGGACAGUGAGCAUGUCGAACAGGCCAUGAUCAAGGUUCUUCGAGCUGUUGGUGGGGACAGAUGGGUUUCCUGGCGCUCUCUUAAAGGUGCUUUGCACAGAAUAGCAUCAUCAGAGCUUCUUGAUUAUUGCCUAAAGGAUUUGGGAGGAAAAUUGGUUCAAGAAGGCAUGGUUUAUUCUCGUUGCAACCCUGAUACUGAUGCUUUGGAAUAUAGGCUCAACACAAGUCAGGAUAUUUCUGAGGACAUGAGAAGUGAAAUUGCAAAAAGCCCAACAAAAGACCAUCUUUUACGUGACUUGAAAUUUCUUUACGCCUCCCUGUUAGACCCCAAAACAACGGUAUGUGACAGACCCACAAGAACAAGUGAAAUUGCAAAAAGCUCAGCAGCAAAGCUCCUCGAUUGCAAACAGUUUGUGAAAGAUCACAAACCUGAGAAGAUCGACGUGGUGAAUCCUUUUGCUGUCCGUGUUUUAUGUGAGGUGGAGCUUAUUGACCACCCCAAAGACCACGCAGCUCCACCACCUGAAUUGAUCCUUUUGGCCUCAAAUGCAACAUUAGCAGAUAUCAAGACCGAGGCCGCAAAAGCUUUCCAGGAAGUGUAUCUUAUGUUUCAGAGGUUCAAAGUUGAGGAAGUUAUUAGCCCAGUUACAGUUACUGAUCCAUUUAAAAAUGAGUCAAGUUCCCUGAUACGAGUACAAGGGAGGUGCCAUGGAAACCUUGUCCAUCUCUUUGGGACGGAGAGAGGACUUGAUGAAUGGACUGUGAGUUGUGUGUGUGGAGCCACUGAUGAUGAUGGUGAGGGAAUGCUUGCAUGUGAUGGGUGUGAAGUAUGGCAGCAUACAAGAUGUGCUGGUAUCCAUGACUCUGAUGCCGUCCCAGAUCAAUUUAUCUGUGGUAGAUGCGCUAACCUUCUAAACUCUUCUCUUCCCACAAGUGGCAUUUACAGCUGCAAGGAUGAAAUUGUCUCCGAUGAUAAGUCCAGUAGAAGAGAUGGAAAAAACCUAACAGCUGGUGUUCGAUGAAGUUUCAUUCUCCUAACUGUACAGUGCAAAAGGAAAAAAGAGAUGAUCUUCAAGUUUGAAUGUACAGGAUGACCUAAUGUGAUUCUCAAUUCAUCCUCUCGUCUCUUUUUCAUUCUACAAUGGCUUUUUUAUGGCUUUCUGAAAGAAAGAGGAAUCGAAGAUUUGAUUAAUUGUCUUUUGCGUUGUUAUCUAGCUUGUCUAGUUUCUUCUAUAUUGCUGAAUCCUGAAAAUUGUGAAUGCAAGUCCUAAUCAUAUAAUUGACAAAAUAAAUAAAAGGAAUUGAUGGCUGAAGGAA